Molecule: messenger RNA, 1362 nt
Organism: Oryzias melastigma (Indian medaka)
Lineage: Eukaryota; Metazoa; Chordata; Actinopteri; Beloniformes; Adrianichthyidae
Product: lysosomal-associated transmembrane protein 4B
Exons: 7
Coding region: 187-879 (230 amino acids)
Cellular component (GO): lysosomal membrane
Source: RefSeq, a predicted model, not a curated record
AUUUUAUUUUGAAAGUAAAUUGACUUCCGGUGCAGGGCUGUGCUGCGCGCGCAGACGCUGCUCCUGCAGCAGGUAAACAGUAAACAGCGGCUCUAAGCUCGUCAUUUCUCGGUCAGACGCGACACUCGCGGACCUCCACUCCCACAGCGGCGCGUGUCUCUCUCUAAAGCCCGACUCCGUGGCCACAUGUUCGCGGACAAGACAAUGAUGUCCCCGUGGGACCGCUGGUACUCCACCAGCUGCUGUCUGUGCUGCCAUGUCCGCACUGGAACCAUCAUCCUCGGGGUCUGGUACAUGCUCAUCAACGCGGUGGUGUUACUCAUCCUGCUCACCGCGCUCAGCGAUCCUGAGCAGUACCACCUGACCAGUGCCGAGUUGGCCAAUGACCUGGAUGUCAUGGAUGAUGCCAACAUGUGCAUCGCCUCAGCGAUCUCCCUGCUGAUGAUCCUCAUAUGUGGGAUGGCCACAUACGGCGCAUACAAGCUGCGCGCCGCUUGGAUCAUCCCCUUCUUCUGCUACCAGAUCUUUGACUUUGCUCUCAACACCCUGGUGGCUGUCAGCAUUGUGGUUUACCCAAACACAAUCCAGGACUACCUGCAGCAGCUGCCCGAUAACUUCCCGUACAAGGAGGAGGUUGCUGCUCUCAGCAACGUGUACCUGGUCCUCAUUGUGUUGCUGUUUAUUGGCUGUAUUCUCGGCUUCAAGGCCUACCUGAUCGCAUGUGUGUGGAACUGCUACAGAUACGUGAGCGGCAGAGGCGGCUCUGAACUCCUGCUCUACGUCACCACCGACACCACGGUGCUGCUACCUCCCUAUGACGACAACAUGAGCGUCCCCCCCAAACGGGCUCCUGCACCCUGCACCACUGCCACAGCGUAAAAUCCUGCCCUUAAAAAAAAAAAUCCCCACCAAAAUGUAUGCACCACACUGCCUGUCCACUUCAGCAUUUCAUAGCUGCUCACAGGACUUUUCCACCAAGCAUGCACGUCACAAACACACGAGCACCUGCAACACACACUGUUGCCAGAUAGAGUCACGCUUUUCCAUCCCCAAAAGUCGUCUAAAAACGUCCUCAAAGUUUACCUGUAAUUAAUUAGCAGUACCUAAUCAUUCAUUCGAGAAAUCUUUUAAUAUUACAUCUGCCGUUUUUGAAGACAGUCAGAGCAAAACAAUAAAUAACAGAUUCCUCUUUUUACUUAAAAAUCAAACAAUAAAAAAAAAAACAGAAAGAAAGAACGAAAGAAAGGGAAAACCCAAAUAAUCAAAUACUGAGGGUUCUGGUCAAAAGUGGAAACUGUUUUUGCAUAUUUACUUCUCAUGAAUUUAAGUGCAGUAAAAUAUUAGCGAAUCUCAUAAUCAGAC